Zingiber officinale is the source of this 1516-nucleotide messenger RNA. RefSeq names its product amino acid permease 3-like. The transcript has 5 exons. The record is from RefSeq and is a predicted model, not a curated record. Bases 1 to 1419 code for a protein of 472 amino acids. NCBI's taxonomy places the organism in Eukaryota, Viridiplantae, Streptophyta, Magnoliopsida, Zingiberales, Zingiberaceae. Gene Ontology annotation, cellular component: plasma membrane.
AUGACGAUGGCCGCAUCAAAAGAACCGGUACGUUACGAAUCAAACCACGAACGCGUCGCUCGUCCUAACUCGUGGCCUGCGUUGCCUGUUUCAGGGACGGUGUGGACGGCGACCGCGCACAUCGUAACAGCGGUGAUCGGCUCCGGCGUGCUCUCGUUGUCCUGGGCCAUCGCGCAGCUCGGCUGGAUCAUCGGCCCGAUCGUCAUGCUGCUCUUCUCCUUCGUCACCUACUACACGGCCGCCCUCCUCGCCGACUGCUACCGCUCCGGCGACCCCGUCUUCGGCAACCGCAACAGAAGCUACACCGACGCCGUCCGCGCUUUCCUCGGUGGCGGCAAGGUCAAGCUCUGCGGCUUCAUCCAGUACGCCAACCUCUUCGGCGUCGCCAUCGGCUACACCAUCGCUUCCUCCAUUAGCAUGACGGCAAUCGAGAGAUCGAACUGUUUCCACGAGCACGGCCACAGCGAUCCUUGCCGCACCAACAGCAAUCCCUACAUGAUCAUCUUCGGCGUCGUACAGAUCUUCCUGUCGCAGAUUCCCGGCUUCGAUGAGAUCUGGUGGCUCUCCAUCGUCGCCGCCGUCAUGUCCUUCACCUACUCCACUAUCGGCCUCGCCCUCGGCAUCGUCCAGGUCGUAGAGAAUAAGCGAUUCAAAGGAAACCUCACCGGAAUCCGCGUCGGCAACGUGACGGAGAUGCAGAAGGCGUGGCGCAUCCUCCAGGCCUUCGGCGACAUUGCCUUCGCUUACUCCUUCUCCAUCAUCCUCGUAGAGAUCCAAGACACCAUCAAAAGUCCGCCGCCGUCGGAGGCGGCGGUGAUGAAGAAGGCCUCGAUGCUGAGCAUCUGCGCGACCACCUUGUUCUACAUGCUGUGCGGCACCAUGGGCUACGGCGCGUUCGGCGACGAGGCGCCGGGCAACUUGCUCACCGGUUUCGGCUUCUACAACCCCUUCUGGCUCCUCGACAUCGCCAACGCCGCCAUCGUCGUCCACCUCGUCGGCGCCUACCAGGUGUUUUGCCAGCCUCUGUUCUCCUUCGUCGAGAAGUGGACGGCCAAGGCGUGGCCGGAGGCUGCCUUCUUCUCCAAGGAGAUCGCGCUGGGCUCCUACAAGCUCAGCCUCUUCCGCCUCUUGUGGCGCUCCGUCUUCGUGGUGGUGACGACCAUCAUCUCGAUGCUCCUCCCUUUCUUCAACGACGUCGUCGGCCUCCUCGGCGCCGUCGGAUUCUGGCCGCUCACCGUCUACUUCCCGGUGGAGAUGUACAUCGCGCAGAAGAAGAUCCCCAGUUGGAGCACCAGGUGGAUGUGCCUGCAACUGCUGAGCUUGGCCUGUUGUGUCAUCUCGGUCGCCGCAGCAAUUGGGUCCAUCGCCGGAAUUUUAACCGAUCUCAAGGUCUAUCGGCCCUUCAGGCCAAACUACUGAAACUAAAUUCCCUCGUCGUCGGCCCACAACUAGAUGAAAGUAGAUAAAUCAAGUACCGAACAACCUCGACCUUACUAAAACUAAAAGAGGCACGUAG